Messenger RNA from Maylandia zebra (zebra mbuna), 950 nucleotides. It is a transcript of the gene zmat2, whose product is annotated as zinc finger, matrin-type 2. Gene Ontology annotation, molecular function: nucleic acid binding; zinc ion binding. Lineage: Eukaryota; Metazoa; Chordata; Actinopteri; Cichliformes; Cichlidae. The record is from RefSeq and is a predicted model, not a curated record. Gene Ontology annotation, biological process: mRNA splicing, via spliceosome. Gene Ontology annotation, cellular component: spliceosomal complex; U4/U6 x U5 tri-snRNP complex.
CAGGUGGCGCUCUUUCUAUCUCUGUUGAAAAAAAUGACGCUACAGCGGUUGCCGUCAUUUCCGGUCACAAGUAAACAAGAUGGCGUCAGGCAGCGGGUCGAGUAAAAACGACUUCAGGCGGAAAUGGGACAAAGACGAGUACGAGAACCUCGCCCAGAAACGUCUGGUGGAGGAGAGGGAGCGCGAGCGGCGAGAUGGAAAAACUGCGCCGCCGGUCAAGCGGGACCUCCUGCGUCACCGGGACUACAAGGUGGACCUGGAGUCCAAGCUGGGGAAGACCAUCGUCAUCACCAAGACCACACCGCAGGCCGAGAUGGGCGGGUAUUACUGUAACGUGUGCGACUGUGUGGUCAAAGACUCCAUCAACUUCCUGGAUCACAUCAACGGCAAAAAACAUCAGAGGAACCUGGGCAUGUCGAUGCGGGUGGAGCGCUCGUCUCUUGAUCAGGUGAAGAAGAGAUUCGAGGUGAACAAGAAGAAGUUGGAGGAGAAACAGAAGGAGUACGACUUCGAGGAGCGCAUGAAGGAGCUGCGGGAGGAGGAGGAGAAGGCGAAGGCGUACAAGAAGGAGAAGCAGAAGGAGCGGAAGCGACGGGCGGAGGAGGACGUGGACUUCGAGGAGGACGAAGAGAUGGCGGCAGUGAUGGGCUUCUCUGGCUUCGGCUCGUCCAAGAAGAGCCACUGAAGCUCCGCCUCUCUCAGGCAGGAAGCAGGUUUCUACCCCGCCCUCUCUACAUCAGGCGGAGGUUCGGACUUAGGCGGAGUAGCAUCGGCGCUCGUCUUGGACUCUUACUUUGUUAUUCACAGCCAGACUUUUAUUAUGUUAGUCCAUUCAGAUGUAAUGGACUAAAACGUAAAACUUUAUUUAAAGCACAGCUCAGACAGUCUGUAUCAGCCCCUAGGCAUGCUGGGAAAUUCAAAUUGUAAUAAACAGUUUUUGUUUUUUUAAA